UUAUACUAUAUUUCAACCGAGUUAGCAGGCGAAAGGAAUCAAGAAAGAAAAGAAAUGAGUGGACUCAAAAUCCAACUAGUUCUCCUGUACUCUACCUUCGGUUUGCUAUUAUUUUUCACCCAUUGUCAAAGUUUGGAGAGUGAGUCGACAUUCUCAAUAGUGAGUCACGAGUUGGACCAUGGGUUCGCAACAACAGAAGAAAGAGUAGUGGAAAUUUUUGAGAAAUGGAGGGAGAAACAUGGGAAAGUAUACAAACAUGAAGAGGAAAAAGAAAUGAGAUUGAAGAGCUUUAAGAAAAAUCUCAAUUACAUAAUGGAGAGGAAUCGGAAGGAUAAGAAGAGUGAUAUAGGCCAACAUGAAGUGGGAUUAAAUGUGUUUGCGGAUAUGACUAAUGAAGAAUUUAGACAAACUUAUUUGCCUUCUUCAAAGCUAAUAUCAAAGCGUACUAAAGAAAAUAAUCCACACAGCGGCAUGACGGAUUGCGAUGCUCCGACUUCUAUGGAUUGGAGGAAGAAAGGAGUUGUCACUCCCGUUAAAAAUCAACGCCAAUGCGGGAGUUGUUGGGCGUUUUCGUCAACUGGCGCGAUGGAGGGCAUAAAUGCAAUAGUUACAGGAGAACUUAUCAGCAUUUCAGAACAGGAACUUGUAGAUUGUGAUACAAGUUGCGAGGGAUGCAACGGAGGGAACAUGGACUAUGCAUUUGAGUUUGUUAUUAAUAACGGCGGUAUUGAUACCGAAUCUGAUUACCCUUACACCGCCAAGGAUGGUACUUGCAAUAUUACCAAGGAGGAAAAGAAAGUGGUAACAAUUGAUGGGUACAGAGAUGUAGCUCCUGAAGAAAAUUCUCUCUUUUGUUCCGUUGCUAACCAACCUAUUAGUGUGGCAAUUGUUGCUUCUUCAUUGGAUUUUCAACUCUACACCGGGGGAGUUUACGAUGGAGACUGCUCGAGCAAUCCGAAAGACUUAGACCAUGGAGUUUUAAUCGUGGGUUAUGGUUCAAAAGACGAUCAAGACUAUUGGAUUGUAAAGAACUCAUGGGGUACAAAUUGGGGUAUGGAAGGAUAUGUGUACAUAAAGAGGAAUACGGAUUUAGAAUAUGGUGUCUGUGCCAUCAACGCACAGGCUUCUUAUCCAACGAAAACUUCUGUUUCUCCUUCUCCAUUUCCUAGUCCUAUUAUUCCUCCACCCCCACCCCCACCUCCGAGUCCAUGCCCAAACCAGUGUGGUGAUCAUAUUGCUUAUUGUCCAAGUGGUGAAACUUGCUGCUGCAUUUUGAAAUUUUAUGGUGUUUGUUUUGUCUACGGUUGCUGUGGGUAUGAGAAUGGAGUGUGUUGCCCGGAAUCCACCUUUUGCUGUCCCCAAGAUUUUCCGGUUUGUGAUGUCGAGGACGGACUCUGUCUUCAGAACUACGGUGACUCUGUGGGAGUAGCAGCGAAGAGAAGAAAAAUGGCGAAACACAAGUUUCCGUGGACAAAGUGUGAACGAAACUACGAGGAACCCCAACCACUGGAUUUUAUAUGGAAUAGAAGAAAUCAAUUUGCUGCAACUCUCUAGAUUGGCGAAGUUGAAACUUCUUAUGUUUCUAAUUGGUUGAUUAAUAAUGUAAUUCUGCAACUUACCAUAAGUUACGAUCAUCUUUAAGCUUUAUAAACAGGCAUAUCUUUGGCUUCUUUGCUAUUUCAAUUAAAUAUAUCCUGGCAAGUCUAAAAAGAACAUUUUAUAGUUUACCA
Messenger RNA from Papaver somniferum (opium poppy), 1730 nucleotides. Its product is annotated as low-temperature-induced cysteine proteinase-like. Lineage: Eukaryota; Viridiplantae; Streptophyta; Magnoliopsida; Ranunculales; Papaveraceae. Gene Ontology annotation, molecular function: cysteine-type endopeptidase activity. The transcript is spliced from 5 exons. The record is from RefSeq and is a predicted model, not a curated record. Gene Ontology annotation, cellular component: lysosome. Bases 55 to 1554 code for a protein of 499 amino acids.